CAACCCCCCACAAUGCACCGCGGGGCGGACUUGAACUGUGCGGUUGAAUUGUACAGCCAAGUAAGAAUUGCUGGAGGGGCCCCAGACGUGUCAGGAAUGUACAGUAAACAACCAUUAAAAUGUGAUCAGGAAGACACACAGCAAAAUGAAGAAUCAUGAAAACAAGCAAAGAAAGCAACCUUUGAUACCAGACAAGAAAAGGCAAGGACCAUCGAGGAGCUGAACAAAGAUCUUCAACUGUCAGCAAGAGCACAGAGUGAGGACAGCUCCAGAAAAGACUUCAUCUGGUUUGCACAAUCAGAUUAUCUUGCUUGCCUGGCUCUGAUGCCAUUUUCCUCUGGAACAGAAUGUGGAGUCACAGGCUGGCACGACUCUUUUCAGAGGCUAGGAGACUCGGAACAAAGGCCGCCAAAGGACAGAAUUAUAGAUCAGCCAGGUUCUGCAGAUCGACAGGGGUAAGAAAUCGCUGGCUCAGCACAGCUCCAGCAACACAAGAGUGCUCCUGGGUCCUACACCAAGAUCACUUUGAACUGCUUUACUCUGGAAUAUGUAUGCGUUUUGACUACGUGUGGCUGCGAGAUCACUGCCGCUCGGCUUCUUGUUUCAACUCCAAGACCAACCAGCGCAGUUUGGACACAGCCAGCGUAGAACUGCACAUCAGACCUGCACAGGUCCGAAUAGAUGAAACCACCAUAUAUCUAACAUGGCCAGAUGGGCACAUGACCAAAUAUGGAUUAGAAUGGUUAUCACAGAAUAGCUAUGAAGGACAAAAACAGCAACUUGUUCAGCCUCGAAUUUUAUGGAGUGCAAACACUUACAAGGAAGCAAAUGUGCCAUCUAUCAGCUACUCCGAAUUCCUUGAAACAAAUGAAGGACUUCAAGAAUUUCUGAAGAACUUUUUACUGUACGGCAUCGCCUUUGUCGAUGAUGUUCCAGCAACCCGGGAGGAUACAGAGAGGACUGCACAGAGAAUUAGUCAUAUCCGGGAAACAAUCUAUGGUAAAAUGUGGGACCUCACAUCUGACUUCUCCCGGGGAGACACAGCCUACACAAAAUUGGCUCUUGAUCGGCACACAGAUACCACCUACUUCCAGGAACCUUGUGGCAUGCAGCUUUUCCAUUGUCUGCGGCAUGAAGGCACAGGAGGGCGCACCCUGUUGGUAGAUGGCUUUAACGCUGCUGAACAAGUUCGUCAGCGUCACCUUAAAGACUUUGACCUCCUCAGUACUGUACCGCUGAAACAUGAAUACAUUGAAAAUGUUGGCUCGAGUCACAACCACAUGGUGGGGAUUGGACCAGUACUGAAUGUUUAUCCGUGGAAUAAAGAGCUGUAUAUGAUUAGAUACAACAACUAUGAUCGUGCUGUCAUCAACACAGUGCCCCAUGAUUUAGUGCACCAAUGGUAUUCUGCACACCGAAUCCUAACCAAUGAGCUGAGGAGGCCUGAAAAUGAGCUGUGGGUGAAACUGAAACCCGGCAAGGUGCUUUUUGUUGAUAACUGGAGGGUCUUACAUGGACGGGAGUCUUUCACAGGCUACAGGCAACUUUGUGGCUGUUAUCUCACUAGGGAUGAUGUGCUAAACAUUGCUCGCUUACUAGGCCUGAAAGCAUGAGAGCCCUAAAGUGCAAGCAGGAACUUCAAGACCAAUGAAAAGACUAAGCCAUAUAACCAAACCACCAUACUCAGUAGAUCCAUCUAUUUUGCCUCCGACCAAUGGACCACCAAGCUUCUGGAACAUCACUUCUCUUUAGCAGAACAAUCAAUCAAUUUUAGCAGAAUGCUAACCAUUCUUUGGUACUUCACCAACAUGAGCAUAAUUUAUUUGAUUGACAAGAUCAAUAUUUUAAUUUGUGUUUUAUGUUAUUAUUUUAUAGUGUAGACUUGGCAGCAUUUGUUAAUUAGACUCGUGUUAUUUAAAAUUGAGUUGCUGAAUAAUAAAAAUCCGAGGCAAGUAAAAGUUUAGAUGGUACAUACAGCAAAGCAGAAUAAACAAGUAAAUGG
This is a messenger RNA of Rana temporaria (common frog), 2002 nucleotides long. RefSeq names its product trimethyllysine dioxygenase, mitochondrial-like. Lineage: Eukaryota; Metazoa; Chordata; Amphibia; Anura; Ranidae. The coding region runs from base 348 to 1613 and encodes 421 amino acids. The record is from RefSeq and is a predicted model, not a curated record. Gene Ontology annotation, cellular component: mitochondrion. Gene Ontology annotation, molecular function: trimethyllysine dioxygenase activity; iron ion binding. Gene Ontology annotation, biological process: carnitine biosynthetic process. The transcript has 10 exons.